ACCCGACCGACGAGACAGUGCGCGCGAUGCGCGUGUAUGUGUAUGAUGUGUCGUAUACAGCCGUACAUUGGAAAGCGUCGUAUAAAUAAGCUGCGAGCUCGCGAGAGCGACAGCAUUCGCGGCAAUUCGUGGUCUCCGUCGGGAAGCCAGGACUGAUUUGUUAACAGUACGAGCGGCUGCUGCGUCGCUUCCGCGACGCCCGUCGACCGAAAAUGUCAUCGCCUACACAAGUGAUAAAAAGUAUUGGGCCAAAAUUGGUACCGUUUUUUAAAAGUGUCUCGGUAUAUUUUGUGUUACUCGCUGAACAGCCGUCUCUGCUGGCGGCGUGUUUAAAAUGCUUGCCGAUAAUAAGUCUCAUUGUUUUCAUCAUCUUGCAUGGAAUAAGUUUGUCGAAAGAAUAUGCUUUCUCCCGGCGCAUAUUAACAGGAUUAGUGUUUAGUUGUAUAGGCGACGCACUGCUAGUAUGGCCUAAUUGUUUCACCGCGGGGAUGUGUAUGUUCGCUAUCGCGCAAAUCAUGUACAUAAUCGCAUUCGGAUUCGAACCCCUCAAUUUAACGCUCGGGGCGAUACUGUACAUGUCUUGUUCAGUUGUCAUAUAUGCUCUGAUGCCUGGGCUGAACGGAGUUCUAGCAAUAGGAGUGCCAAUCUACACAGUAUUACUUACUACCAUGGCAUGGAGAGCCAUAUCAAGAGUACAAUUAUUUGGGGAGUUAUGGACAUGGACUAAGCUCUGCAGUUGCAUUGGAAGCAUUUGUUUCGUCAUAUCUGACACUUUACUCGGAUUUCAUUAUUUCCACAGUCCAUUACCAUAUUCUCAGGUGUCUAUCAUGUUAACAUAUUACGCGGCACAAUUAGGUAUAGCUCUGAGUGCGGUAGACUCCAAACCCAGCAGUAAUAAUAAUAGAGUGCCUGCCAGUAAAGAUUGAGACAUUUUAUCCUCUUAGAUGUUAUCUAUCAGGAAGUACGCAUGUACGGAUGCAAAGCAGAUGCGAGAGAGAGAGAGAGAGAGAGAUACCUACGUAUCUGCCUUAGAGCAUAAUUCCACUAGGAAAUUAUUGUGAUAAUUAUCUUUAAACUGUUGAAUAUUUCAAAGCCAUAUUAGUCGAAUAACAAGACGAUUGCGAAAUGGUACCACGCUUUUAAAGAGGGAAAAGAAUCCAUUUCUCGUUCCUCUUAUAAUUACAAUAUUAUUGAAUGCAACAUCGCCAAAGCCCGUGAAGCUCUUACUCCGAACGUGGCACGAGUUUCACGGUUUGCCGCUGAACUUUCCCCAGCAGGCGGUGAACUCGAGUACGUUUCCGACGAAAUUAAAAUAAAUAUGAUUCAUGACCGAAUCGUGCCACGCAAGCUGACCAGAGAACAAAAGCAGGCACGCUAUGAUCGUUGCACGGACGUUAGUAACGCGUGCGAUACAAAUCCCGGAUUCCAGGAUUCACUUAUCGUUGGAUGCAAGACAUGGUUCUUUGUUCCGUGGAACAGAGCCGGUCACCAGACAAGGCGGGAACGUCGAGACAGGAGCAAGCUCCUCGUGUACAGAAAGAGAAGAAGAUCAAUUGUCUUUGUAUCAAUUUAUGGUGGUACCUGUAACGAUAAGGUGUACCUUUGACUGUGGAGAUAGAUUUAUAUUUCUUUUUUUAUUAGAAUGUACGAACACAUAGGGGUGUCCUAUACACAGAUUUCAUACUAACCACACUUGUGGUUCCUAUUUUUUGUAUGCAUGUAAAGAGAUAUUAAAGAAAACGUUGUAUGUAGGUAAGAAUAGGUGUGAGGAUACGCGGAUGUUAUUAGCAAAUAUACAUUUCCGUCGGCUUUCUCAGCUGAGUAGCAUAACAUUUUACGUUUCUCGUCAAACUAGACGAAUUAUUUCCAUAGUCUGAAAUAUAUUCUAGAAAUCGCAGUUUCGUAAAUGUAAUAAAGAGUAUAUUAGAUUGUUAGCGUUAAGCGUUUUUUAUGUGUAAGAUUGCAUUUGAAACUAGUAGAAUUGUAAUUACUUCUUACUCAUACUUGGGCCAAAAUGCAAUAAUCUGCGCGAGGUAUACGUCGCGAAGGGCGAGUAUCUUAGAUACCGCCGUGUAGGAAAGAUAUUCUUGUAUAUGCAUAAGAUAUGUAUGACAUGACUACCGUUUAAUUUACAUAUAGUGUCGUCGGUGUUAUCCUCCGAUAGCCAUAUCUUGUAGAGAAAUAACUGCAAAACAGCUACAAACUGUGCAUACCGUAAAGAUAUUCUUUAUAUUAAUCUAUAUUGCGCACUAUAAUCGUCACGUUACGUGAUAUUGCUUGUGUCUCUCUGUUACAACGUCAAUCCUUAACACUGCCAGUUUGUUGGCAGAAUAAAGAGAAAAUUAUCGCGAUAGAGAAUCGAUAAACCUAGCUUACAAUAAAUUCAAUUGGUAUCUAUAGUUAAAUCGAACUCUUUUCAUGCAAAAAUGUAGUGGCCAGAGACACAAUAGAGACACAAAUAUAAAAAGAGUUACAAAUCCCGAAACCUUAAUUCUUACAUAAAUGUUCAUAUAACGUUCUAUUCUUUUCCACAAAUUUGUUAGCAGUUAGAUAAUUGGAAAUUUUAUGAAACAAUGUUUCUCUAUUUUUCAUAACGCUGAACAUUAUUAUCAAGUUUCUUACAUGUAUUUUCGUGGCUGUGGCAUGAAAAAUGAAUUGUUGAAGAGUA
Messenger RNA from Ooceraea biroi (clonal raider ant), 2668 nucleotides. RefSeq names its product lysoplasmalogenase-like protein TMEM86A. Gene Ontology annotation, cellular component: membrane. Gene Ontology annotation, molecular function: hydrolase activity. Lineage: Eukaryota; Metazoa; Arthropoda; Insecta; Hymenoptera; Formicidae. The record is from RefSeq and is a predicted model, not a curated record.